Molecule: messenger RNA, 3007 nt
Organism: Mobula hypostoma (lesser devil ray)
Lineage: Eukaryota; Metazoa; Chordata; Chondrichthyes; Myliobatiformes; Myliobatidae
Exons: 7
Coding region: 106-1200 (364 amino acids)
Source: RefSeq, a predicted model, not a curated record
GCAUGUGAGGAAGUUGAAGGGGAAUCAGUCGUUUAUGAAAUAGUAAUGAGGAACAUCGGGUCUGAAUGAGCAAAAAUUCAGUUUUUAAAAAACAAGUGAGAAGAAAUGUUUGCAGCGAUAAUCACAACCUUGACUCUGUCCGUCUGUGCAGUGGGUGCAGACAAACCUGUCCUUAUCCAGUCCCCGAGCAUACAGCGUGUCACUGAGGGUCACACGGCGUGGUUUUGCUGUACCAUCAGCAAUAUCAGACCAGAAGACACUGACCUCCACUGGUAUCGGAAACUACCUGGGCAGGACAUGACGACCAUGGAGUUGGUUUCUACACACAGGGCAGGAGGCAGCACAGAGAGGGUACAGGGUUACUCUGAGAGGUUCCAGUCCUACAGAGACACGUCCAACAGCAGCUUCACCCUGACAGUCACAGACGUGGUGCACAGUGAUUCUGCCGUCUAUUACUGCAGAGUGUGGGGAGACAUCCACGGGAACGGCACCCAGCUCAUCGUAACCAAUCCCGCGGAUGAUCCCGUCCUUGUGCAGGAUCCACCAAUCAGCAAGGUGCCGGAGGGUGUAACUGUCCAGCUCCACUGUGCCUUGUAUAAUGCCAGUGUGACUGUCACCGAUGUCCAGUGGUACCACCAGCGGCCGGGGAACAAGAACGAGUGGGCGUUGAGUCACUUUGUGAAUGACUCUGCGAGCAGGUCUGGGUGUAUCUCUGACCGUUUUCAGUCUUACAGGAAUGUCGUGAGUAACAGUUACAUUCUGACCAUCAGUAACACAUCUAUUAGUGACACUGCAGUGUACAACUGCAGUGUGUGGAGUUACAUCUACGGAGGAGGAACACAGCUCAAUGUAACUGAUGAAGGUGGGUCUUCGAAAGUCUUGGCCAGUAUUCUCGUCAGUAUCCUCGUACUCGUCCUCUUAUUCUGCAUCUUGAUAACAACAAUAUGCUAUAUGAAAAAAUGGGCAUGUUUUCAACAGAGAUUGACACCAGAAGGGUGCUCUACUGAGGCUAUGAACACAGUGUAUGCCACAGUUACAGCUGAAACCAAGAAGAAAACACAGGCAACAACAACUGUUACUGCAUCAGAGGAAUCAGAGAUGUGUUAUGCUGAUAUCCACUUCCGACAGAAGAAGACAGCUCCAAAAAUUAAAGUCACUGAGGAAACAACUGAAUAUGCCGUCAUCAAACGUGACCAGUGACCAAAAAUAAUUCUUCAUCAGCUGCAGGUUAUUAAAGUGUGUGCUUCUUGCUGCUAAAAAUCAGCACACAGGACUCCAGAACGUCACAUCUCGCAACUUCCACCAACUACAACAUGAUCUUACACUCACCACAUCCUCCCCUCCCCGCCCCUUUCUGCUUUCCACAGUGAUCACUCUGUCUACAAUUUCCUGGUCUGCCAUCUCUCCCCACCCAUUUCUUCCCAUCUCCAGGGGCUUCCCCUGCAACUGUAGGAGAUCAAACCCAUCACAAAUUCACAGUCAAACAGCAAGGAAACAGGCCAUUUUAAAUAACAUUAAUGUAUCUGCCUCAACCACUCGCCCUGGCAGUUCAUUUCAUAUACUGACCACUCUCCGGAUAGAAACACUGCCCCUCAGGUUCCUAUUAAACUUCUCCCCUCUCACCUUAAACCUGUACUCUCUAGUUCUGGGAAAAGUACUCUACACAUUGAGUAUCUCUUCCCCUUGUGAUUUUAUACACCCCUCAAUCUCCUACACUGCAAUGAAUAAAGCCCCAACCUGCUCAACCACUCUCCAUAACUCAGUCCCCUGAGUCCUGACAAUAUCCUCCAUCUGCUCUUUUCCAAUGAGCAACAACAAAACUAAAGACCAAACUCCAAAUGUGGCUUCACUUCCACGUCCACCCUCAGCACCAUCCAGGGCCUGAAGCAGCCCUUCCCUUAUGAGGUGGGCAUUAUUGCAUCUCCUCCAGCAUUAGCGGUUGCACCUGGGCCUCCUCUACCUCAGUGAGAACAGGUACAGACGGGGUAAUCGCUUUGUUCAACACCAACAUUCCUUCCUCCAGAAAUGACCCAUUUAUGUCCUUCUCCACUACCUGACAAUCCUUUAAAAUUGUGCAGUAUCUGUGCUUAUUGAAUGGCUUCUGAAACUCCAAAUACAAUGAAUAGACUGGAUCAGAUUUACCCUGCUUCCUACAUCCAUAAAGGAUGGACUGAAACAUUUUCUAAAUGUCCUGAUCCGACUUGGGAAGAUGGAGCCCCCAUCCGUUGAUCUGGGUCGACCAUGGAUGUUGCAUUCCAGCUGUCUACGUUGGAUACACACGCCAGUCAGAAAGCCACGACAGUAUGAUAUGGAGAGUAAGUUGUUGCCUGGGCAGCGGGUUCCCCCUCUCCACACAGCACAUAAAUCCAAAUGAACAGCAGAGACCGAUACCGUUCAGCACCAGUGGUGUCGCAGGAGUUGCCUGUCAGCAUUGAGCUCAAUGUAGUGGCCUUAAAAACUCCAGAUCUGGAUUUUCCUCAGGGUUACUCCCGAUGAUUUCCCCAUGAGUGGGUACAGUUGUGAGGCAGCAGAGGUUUGAGAUCAGAGUUUUCCUUCUCUAUGAACUGCCAACUUCAGCUGACAAGCCCCAUCUCCUGAAGCGAUUGGUUUUAAGACAGCAGUAAACUGCCCUUACCCCUUCUCCUGUCAGUAGAAAUGGUUUCACUGGAUUCAGUAGCUAAGCUGACACGAGGAAAUCUGCAGAUGCUGGAAUUUCAAGCAACACACAUCAAAGUUGCUGGUGAUCGCAGUAGGCCAGGCAGCAUCUCUAGGAAGAGGUACAGUCGACGUUUCGGGCUGAGACCCUUCGUCAGGACUAACUGAAGGAAGAGCUAGUAAGAGAUUUGAAAGUGGGAGGGGGAGGGGGAGAUCCAAAAUGAUAGGAGAAGACAGGAGGGGGAGCGAUGGAGCCAAGAGCUGGACAGGUGAUUGGCAAAAGGGAUAUGAGGGGAUCAUGGGACAGGAGGCCCAGGGAGAAGGAAAAGGGGGAGGGGGAAGCCCAGAGGAU